Sorex araneus (European shrew) is the source of this 1229-nucleotide messenger RNA. RefSeq names its product transmembrane protein 119 (gene TMEM119). The record is from RefSeq and is a predicted model, not a curated record. Bases 141 to 917 code for a protein of 258 amino acids. Gene Ontology annotation, cellular component: plasma membrane. Gene Ontology annotation, biological process: ossification; positive regulation of osteoblast proliferation; positive regulation of bone mineralization. The transcript is spliced from 2 exons. Lineage: Eukaryota; Metazoa; Chordata; Mammalia; Eulipotyphla; Soricidae.
CGCGGCCCCGCCCCCGUGUCCCCACCCAACUCUUUUAAUGAAAUCAAGCUGGCCGAGGCGCGGCAGCGCGGCAGAGAGCGCGGCACUGCCGGGAGCACCACCUGGCGAGACACCCGCUGAGCCGCACGGUCCCAGGCGCGAUGGUGGUCUCGGGCCUCAUCCUGACGCUGCUGCUGCUACUUCGGGCCCUGGCGGGGGCCGCCUACUCCGUGCCCCUCCCGGCCGCCUUACUGGAAGACCUGGGGGGCAGCGGGGAGGCCGAGGGCUCGUCGGCCUCCUCCCCGAGCCUGCCACCGGCGGCGGCCCGGACCCCGGCCCUCAGUCCCACGCCCCUGGGGCCCCGGCCCACGGUCCUGGCGGGCCCCCGGCCGCCCACCAACUUGCUGGACGGCAUCAAGGAUUUCUUCCGCCAGUACGUGAUGCUCAUCGCCGUGGUGGGCUCCCUCGUCUUCCUGAUGAUGUUCAUCGUCUGCGCCGCCCUCAUCACCCGCCAGAGGCACAAGGCAUCCGCCUACUACCCCUCGUCCUUCCCCAAGAGGAAGUACGUGGACCAGAGCGACCGGGCCGGGGGCCCCCGGGCUUUCAGCGAGGUCCCCGACAAGCCUCCUGCCGGCCGGCCCGAGGAGGCUCUGGACUCCUCCCAGCAGCUGCAGGCUGACAUCCUGGCUGCCACCCAGAACCUCAAGUCCCCGGCCAGGGUGGGUUCAGGCAGUGGGGACGCAGCCCGCGGGGAGGGCAGGGCCCAGGAGGAGGCGUCCGCCGAGCCGGGCUCAGCAGGGCCAGAGGCUGGAGGCCCGGAGGCCGGAGAAGGCCCAGGGGAGCCCGAAGCCGUCCCCUUGCUAGCCCAGGAGGCCGGGGGAGCGGCGGCCCCCCCCGACAGCCCCUGUGAACCCAGCACUGUCCCCCCCAGUGUCUAAGCAGCCCCCCUGACAGUCGGGCCGGAAGGCACCUCUGUGGGCCAGGUUGGAGCCUGUCCUCGGACCCCAACACCCCGAGCCUGCCCCAGACCCCCCACAAACCUCCAGCCCAGCCCCAGCCGCUGGGGAGCAGGUGGGAGAGGGACACGGCCCCGUGACCGAUGGACCCAGGAAAUCAGCUGCGCUGGCGGGGGGGGGCGGGGAAACAAGGGAAGGGGGUGCCCCUGACGUCAGCAUCCGCUCCCCUGCUCAGGGGCCGUCCCCAGCCCCGACGACACGGAGGCUCCUGGGCAGGACUCACCCAGAAGCUUC